Morus notabilis is the source of this 1060-nucleotide messenger RNA. RefSeq names its product 30S ribosomal protein S10, chloroplastic. Gene Ontology annotation, molecular function: RNA binding; structural constituent of ribosome. Gene Ontology annotation, biological process: translation. Gene Ontology annotation, cellular component: ribosome; mitochondrion; small ribosomal subunit. The coding region runs from base 87 to 710 and encodes 207 amino acids. The record is from RefSeq and is a predicted model, not a curated record. NCBI's taxonomy places the organism in Eukaryota, Viridiplantae, Streptophyta, Magnoliopsida, Rosales, Moraceae. The transcript is spliced from 4 exons.
UACAGGCAGAGAGCACACAAGCAAGAGAGUACCUUUCUUCUUCUUCUUCAUCUUCGCUUCUCUGAGCUUUAACGGAAGCUUCAAAAAUGACGGUUUCUUCAGUUUCUGCAACCCUAAUUCCCUCUCUUUCGCUCUCCAAUUCUUCCCCAUUUUCGUCCUCUAAGCCAAAGCUUUCUGCUUUCUCUUUGCAAUUCGCCAAUUGUUCUCCGAAGCUCAGAGCUCUAAAACCCUCCCAGCCGUCAACUAGGGUUUAUGCUGCUCCCGAAGUUUUGGAGCCGCCUCCAGAAACUUUGGACGGAUCAGAAACUUUGGACGGGUCUGGCGCCGAUGGAGUUGAGGUUGGAGAUUCUGAGACUCCAAGUACUUCGUCUCUCAGUGUUGGUGCUGAUGCUGACAAGGCCGCACCGAAGCAGAAAAUUAGGAUUAAACUUAGGUCUUACUGGGUACCCUUGAUAGAGGACUCCUGCAAGCAGAUAAUGGAUGCUGCAAGGAAUACGAACGCAAAAACUAUGGGUCCUGUGCCCUUGCCAACCAAAAAGCGAAUCCAUUGUGUUCUGAAAUCACCUCACGUCCACAAGGAUGCAAGGUUUCAUUUUGAGAUUCGUACGCACCAACGCCUCAUCGAUAUCCUUUAUCCAACUGCACAAACAAUAGAUUCUUUGAUGCAACUUGACCUUCCUGCUGGGGUCGAUGUGGAAGUGAAGCUAUGAGGAUGCAGGACUACGGCUGUUAGGUACUGGAGUUCUUCUAGGAAGAUGUUUCCGUGAAGAACAGAACACCGUGGCUCGCAUUUAUUCUAUCAAGGGGUGGCUGCCGGAACAUGUACGUAGUUUAUACAAAGCAAUUCUACCUUUCCAGAAAAGCCGUCUGUUUUGCUGCGUCUUUUAGGCAACUGGCCAAGCGAAGAAUGGUCAUUUUGAGUCUCGUCUCUGCUGCAGUUAUAUGUGCUUGUAAUCUGUUAGUUUUCUUUAUGAUGUAGGAUCAUGUCAACAUCUUAACAUGCACAAUGUCAUAUUGAAUUGGUAGAUUUUUCAUCGGUUUUAUUCUUGGAUUUUACCAA